Molecule: messenger RNA, 1512 nt
Organism: Talpa occidentalis (Iberian mole)
Lineage: Eukaryota; Metazoa; Chordata; Mammalia; Eulipotyphla; Talpidae
Product: cysteine-rich secretory protein 2-like
Exons: 10
Coding region: 252-986 (244 amino acids)
Cellular component (GO): extracellular region
Source: RefSeq, a predicted model, not a curated record
CAGGUCUGGUUGGCUGGGGGUUUCACAGCGGCUGUGGGAAGGUGGACCGCGGCUGCGCUCCAGCUCCGCAGCCUGCCCAGCAUUAACAUCAGGGCUCCGGAUCCAGGGACUAUGAAACCCUAUAUCAUGCUGCUCCCAUAGUCACCCUAGGAAAGAACCAUGUCAUCCUGGUUUUAAGACAACCUGCAAGAAAGCGCAGCACUUUUCCAUUAAUAAAGCAGAUACCUCAUCCUGCUUUGAGAACCAAUAAAAUGGCUUUACUUCCAGUGCUGGUGAUUCUCAUUGCUAUGCUGCUUCCACCUUUACCUGCAGAAGGAGGGGAUCCGGAUUUGACUAAUAUAUUAACCUCUCAAAAGAAAAUCCAAAAAGAAAUUGUAAAUAAACACAAUGAACUAAGGAAAUCAGUAGCUCCACCUGCCAGCAACAUGCUAAAGAUGGAAUGGAACAAAGAAGCAGCAAAAAAUGCUCAAAAGUGGGCAAACAAGUGCACUCUACAGCACAGUAAUCCAGAGGAACGAAAAACCAAUACAAAAUGUGGUGAGAAUCUCUAUAUGUCAAGUGACCCUGCUCCCUGGUCAGAUGCAAUCCAAAGCUGGUAUGAUGAGAGUAACAAUUUCAUAUAUGGUAAAGGACCAAAGAGUUCCGAUGCAGUUGUUGGACAUUAUACUCAGCUUGUUUGGUACUCAUCUUACCGUGUUGGAUGUGGAGUUGCCUAUUGUCCCAAUCAAGCGGAUCUAAAAUACUUCUAUGUUUGCCAGUAUUGUCCAGCUGGUAAUAUUCUGAGCAAAAAGAAUACACCUUACCAAGAAGGAGCACCUUGUUCCAGUUGCCCUGAUAACUGUGACGAUGGACUAUGCACCAAUAAUUGUGAGUAUGAAGAUCUCCUUAGUAACUGUAAUUCCUUGAAGACAACAGCUGGUUGUGAACAUGACUUGCUCAAGGAAAAGUGCAAGGCCACUUGUCUCUGUGAAAACAAAAUUUACUGAAAUGCCUAUGUCCAUUGAACAGAACUAGGCAGAGAAAGGCUGCAUCAUUGAAAUGCUAAAUGCCAAAGGGGAAAUUGUAGACAUUUUAGUUACAAAUUCGAUUACAAAAAAGGAAUGCAUCUUUUUCUCUUGGAUCCUUACGGGAUCUCUUUCAUACAAGGAUUUAUGACAACAGCAGGGCAUAUGAUGAGAUGACAACUUUAGGCUUUGAUAUAAAUUUGGUACUUUAAGCUUAAUGAAUUGGAUAAAGUUGAGGAUUUUGAAAUUUAUACAACCAUGAGACUUAGGUCAUAAAAAUUUUGAUGAAAAUGAAGAAUUACAUGAUUCCUGAAGCAACAUGCCAAAAAAGGAGAACACCAUUGUCACUUCAACUACACCAUUUUUCACCUGUAUAAAGAAAAAACUGAAAGACUGACAUCUCUUUUUGUUGUAUGGCCUCCUUUUUAAACAAAAGUACUUAGCUUUUAGAAUAAACAACUUAUUUUAAGACUCACAUGUAUGUAUACAAUUCUUGUGUGAUAAUUUG